This is a messenger RNA of Dicentrarchus labrax (European seabass), 4761 nucleotides long. RefSeq names its product ArfGAP with SH3 domain, ankyrin repeat and PH domain 2b (gene asap2b). The coding region runs from base 295 to 3345 and encodes 1016 amino acids. Gene Ontology annotation, cellular component: cytoplasm. The transcript has 28 exons. Lineage: Eukaryota; Metazoa; Chordata; Actinopteri; Moronidae. Gene Ontology annotation, molecular function: GTPase activator activity; protein binding. Gene Ontology annotation, biological process: positive regulation of GTPase activity. The record is from RefSeq and is a predicted model, not a curated record.
CCUCAGGUGGAUCCAGCAGCAGCGGGAGGACGCAGGAAUCCUCCGGGACUUGAACCAUGGGACUAAAAGCUCCGAGCUUCACCCGGAUUCAAUAAAACAGAUUUCAGAGUCCAGCUAUGAGGAGCAGCGAGACCCGGACGCAGGAGUCGAUGAUCCGAGGCGGGUUGUGACUGUGGGAGAACUGUGAGCCGGUCCAGGUGUGGCUGCUGUACCUGCUGCUGCGGGGUUUACUGUGGACCAUUAAAGGGGCGGUUAUACUUUCUAUAUUUACUCUUUAGGACAGUUUGAGUCACAAUGCCGGAACUCAUCACCGUCACUGAGUUCAUCUCAGAGACUAAUGAGGACUACAAAGCCCCCACCACCUCCAGCUUCACCACCCGGAUGUCCCACUGCAGGAACACCGUGGCAGCUCUGGAGGAGGUUCUGGACGUGGACAGAUCGGUUCUGUACAAGAUCAAGAAGUCGGUGAAAGCCAUCAACACGUCUGGUCUGGCUCACGUUGACAAUGAGGAGCAGUACAUUCUGUCCAUGGAGAAAUUCGGAGACAACUGCGUCUGCCGGGAGGACGCCGAGGUUGGCUCGGCCUUCCUCAAGUUUGCCGUUUUCACCAAAGAGCUGUCGGCGCUCUUCAAGAACCUGUUGCAGAACAUGAACAACAUCAUCACCUUCCCUCUGGACAGUCUGCUGAAGGGAGACCUGAAAGGAGUGAAAGGGGAUCUGAAGAAGCCGUUCGACAAAUCCUGGAAGGAUUACGAGACCAAGCUAGCAAAGCUUGAGAAGGAGAAGAGGGAGCACGCCAAGCAGCACGGGAUGAUUCGCACCGAGUUCAGCGGAGGAGAGAUCGCGGAGGAGAUGGAGAAGGAGCGACGACUCUUCCAGCUGCAGAUGUGCGAGUAUCUGCUCAAAGUGAACGAGAUCAAAGUGAAGAAAGGCGUCGACUUCCUCCAGAACCUCAUCAAGUAUUUCCACGCUCAGUGCAAUUUUUUCCAGGACGGACUGAAAGCUGUGGAGAGUUUGAAACCCUCGAUAGAGAAACUGGCUACAGAUAUAACGGCGAUAAAGCAGACUCAGGAUGGCGAGAGGAAACAGCUGACUCAGCUCCGGGACGUCCUGAAAGCGUCGCUGCAGUCGGAGCAGAAAGAGGACGCUCAGGCCAAACAGAACGCAGGUUACAGCCUCCACCAGCUGCAGGGCAACAAGGCCCACGGCACCGAGCGCUCCGGAGUCCUCUACAAGAAGAGUGAGGGGCUGAGGAAGGUGUGGCAGAAGAGGAAGUGCUCGGUGAAGAACGGUUUCCUGACCAUCUGCCACGGCACGGCUAACAGACCUCCAGCCAAACUCAACCUGCUCACCUGUCAGGUGAAGAGGAAUCCAGAUGAGAAGAAGAGCUUCGAUCUGUUCUCACACGACCGAACGUAUCACUUCCAGACGGAGGAUGAAGCCGAGUGUCAGAUCUGGGUGUCGGUGCUGCAGAACAGUAAAGAGGAGGCGCUGAACAAAGCGUUCAAAGGCGACCAGAACGAAGGCGAGAACAACAUCGUACAGGAGCUCACCAAAGCCAUCGUAGGAGAGGUGAAGAGGAUGAGCGGCAACGACGGCUGCUGCGACUGCGGAGCGCCGGCUCCCACCUGGCUGUCCACCAACCUCGGGGUGCUGAUCUGUAUCGAGUGCUCGGGGAUCCACAGGGAGAUGGGGGUCCACUACUCCAGGAUCCAGAGUCUGGACCUGGACGUCCUGGGAACCUCCGAGCUGCUCUUGGCGAAGAACGUGGGAAAUGCCAACUUCAACGACAUCAUGGAGGCAGAUCUGUCGGCGCAGGGCGUCACCAAACCUGAUCCGACCAGCGGCAUGCAGAUGAGGAAGGACUACAUCACAGCGAAGUACACAGAGAAGCGUUUCGCUCAGCGGCAUUGUGCCGACGCCGCGGCCAGACUGCGAGAUCUCUACGAGGCCGUCAGGAACAAAGACAUCCUGUCUCUGAUCCAGGUCUACGCCGAGGGGGUGGACCUGAUGGACGCCAGCCUGCAGCCCAACGAACACGAACCCGGAGAGACGGUGCUCCACCUGGCGGUCCGUAUGGGCGACAGGGACUCGCUCCACAUCGUCGACUUCCUCGCCCAAAACAGUGGUAACCUGGACAAGCAGACGACCAAAGGAAGCACAGCGCUGCACUACUGCUGCCUGACGGACAACAGCGAGUGUCUGAAACUGCUGCUGAGAGGAAGAGCUUCAGUCUCCAUCACAAACGAAGCCGGAGAGACGCCGCUGGACAUCGCUAAACGUCUCCGACACACAGAGUGUGAAGAACUGUUGACUCAGGCUCAGACGGGAAAGUUUAACGUCCACGUUCACGUCGAGUACGAGUGGCGUCUCCAGAACGAGGACCUGGACGAGAGCGAGGACGAGAUGGAGGACAAGCCAAUCCCCAACCGGCGGGAGGAGCGUCCGGUCAGCUGCUUCGUGCCGGGCAGCGGCCCCAUGCAGCCCAACCUCACGGCGCUGGCCCGGGACGCCGCCUUCCUGGCGCGGGACAAACAACGGCCUCAGGUCCCGAGUAUGAUGCUCAGCAACGAGACCUACGGCACCAUGAUGGACCUCAACCUGCCGCCACCGGGACCGACGCCGCCACUGCCGCCCAGAGUGCCCAACAGAGGUCCAGCUCACAGUAAACCUGCUGCCAUAGAAACUGUAGGAAGACAGCGGUCCUCCUCCGACCCCCCCAACCCUCAGGCCCCCGAGAGGAACUCCUCCAUGUAUGUGCUCCCAGCAGCUCCUCCUCCUCCAGUCAGUAAGAGGUCCAGCAUGAUGGAGACCAAGACCCUGUCAGCCAAGAAUACCCCCCUCCCUCCUCUCCCUCCCCCACCAACAACAGGACUCCCCCCAGUCAUACCGGUGCCUCCGGUCCCAGCGGGCCCCGCCAUCCCACCUCCGCCCCACUUCAAAGCUCCGCCACUGCCCCCACCGGUCCCCAGUCACAGCCGACCGCCGGGACCACCAGGACCCAAGUCCCCCAAAUCACCCACCGGAUCAAAGAAAUCUCCUCCACAGAGACCUCCUGUUAGGACUCCAUCUGUGAACAAAGCAGGAUCGCAGUCCAGAUCCCCACAGAGUCCUUCUCCUCCAACACCCAAACCCAGAAGCACCUACGCUAAGCAGAAGCCUAAGAGGGUGAAGGCCAUCUACAACUGUUUUGCUGAUAAUCCAGACGAGCUGACGUUCACCGAGGGGGAGGUGAUCGUGGUGGAGGGUGAGGAGGACAGCGACUGGUGGGUCGGUCACGUUGAAGGAGAGCCGAGCAGGCGAGGAGCGUUUCCCGUCACCUUCGUUCACUUCAUCACAGAGUGACGGCCGGCGGGUGGGUGUGGGCGGAGAUUACUCACACCUUCGCUCCCGCUCGCUUCCCGUCCUCCACCGACACGGCUCGGCCCGGGUGGAGACAAAGGACAAAGACUCAAAGUGAAGCUGGAGCCCGACCUGGGACCAGAAUCUGACUGGAACACAAAACCACCUGAAAGCUUCAUUUAGUCUUCAGAUGUUAUAAAUGUAGAACAACAACACACCUGAAACUCUCCCACCUGUUCACCUGUUCACCUGUUCACCUGUUCACACCUGGUGUUAACGUCUUCUCGGCUGGUCUGAUCACAAGUGGACAUUUUAACUUCACACAUGGCAUUUAAAUGAGUCUCAAGCAUUGACAGUUUAUAUAACGGACAGAGCUUCUGUCUGUGAAGUGUCUUAAACCUGCAUUCUAUAUAAAGGCCAGCAGGGGGCGCUCCACUGGUUGCAAUAACACACUGAUACCAUUCAGUCUUAUGGAGAAAUGAGUCGACUUCUCAGUUGAUUUAUUCCCUCAGUAAACAGUUUCCUGAUGAGUUUCUGGUCUCAGUCUCUAGUUUCAGUCUUCUUCCAUACAGCAUGAUGUUCAUUUAGUAACUGAUGGUCCCAUUUAGAGUAAAACAGACCAUAAAGCAGGGUAUGCUUUAGGGCGGGGCUACCUUGUGAUUGACAGCUCAUUCUCAGAUCUAAUGUUCAUAAAGUUUCUCCUCGCUCAGCAGUAUUGCGGUUGCUACUUCAUCGGCGUUCACAAACAUCUGCUGCUUAUGUUGCCGACAUUUGAGUCAAGAACCAAACCGACAUCAGACCUCCUUCUGAUUGUGGUCUGAGUGAUCAGAUCCCACCCGCUGUCCACUCGGGAUCAGACCACCCAGGUUGAUACCAGGUCUAAACAGGGAUGAACUCAGAACUGUAUUUUAAAUUGGAAAGAUCCUGAAUGUGUCCGACUGAAUUUGAGGGGAAUUAGUUUAAAAUGAUUAAUUGAAGCAACAUCAGAUCCAAUAAAGGGAAAUCUUAACGCUCCAAUACACAGCAAUAUUUUAGAAAACUGUUACCUCAUCCGACUCCUCCACCAUCCAGACCUGAUCACCGGGUCCAGGUGCUGGACCUCACUGACGCUCUGGAUGCAGCAGGUUCAGCGUCUGUAGGAAGGACUGAAACCAGCAGAACAUGGUGUCACAAUCACACGUUACACUGUUAUAUAUGGACGUCCACAUACUUCUGGCCACAUUGUCGGAGAAGUUCUCAGCUGCGGCCCAGAAACGCUCUGACUGAUGUGAUUUUAACUGGAAACGUGAUGAAUAUUAUUGAUGUUUUAACUCGUUGGCUGAAGGGAAACUCUUUUCCACCACUUAGAUUUUACUGUUCUCUUAUUUUCUCAUAACGCACAGUGUCAAUAAAAACACCUGAAAGGACUCUUUUACCACA